This is a messenger RNA of Orbilia oligospora ATCC 24927, 966 nucleotides long. RefSeq lists its product as uncharacterized. NCBI's taxonomy places the organism in Eukaryota, Fungi, Ascomycota, Orbiliomycetes, Orbiliales, Orbiliaceae. The record is from RefSeq and is a predicted model, not a curated record. The transcript is spliced from 2 exons. The coding region runs from base 1 to 966 and encodes 321 amino acids.
AUGGCGACGGUAGAGCUCGAGGUUGAACGAGUGCUCCAACUCAUUCUUCCUCGUAUCAAAAGUCAUAUUUCAGCGCCUCCAUCGAUUUUCGAAAAAGGCUCGUACCAGCGACCAUUCAAACUCGCCGUCACGGGGCUUCAAGGCAGCGGGAAAUCCACAUGGAGCGCGGGAAUCGUCGACGCGAUCAAUAAAACAGGACUGAAAGCGAAAACACUAUCACUAGACGACUUGUACCUGCCACACGAGGGGUUAGUAGCCGUCCGUGAGUCCAACCCCGGAAAUAGACUCGUAAGAACACGGGGGCAGCCGGGGACACAUGAUUUAGAGCUUGCAAAAUGGUUUUUUGAACAAUUCGACCAGCCGACGACGGGGGAGAAGCUCUUUCCAAUAUUCGACAAGAGCAAAUUUGGUGGAGAGGGCGAUAGAUUACCAAAGUCAGAGUGGCAUAGUUCGGAACCUCGGGAGGUUGUUGAUGUCCUGGUUUUCGAAGGAUGGUGUAUGGGAUUCCAAGCGGUGUCGGAGAUAGCGCUGCGAACAGCCUGGGAAGAAGCACGAACGGUAGUGGCCGCAUCUACUGAUGAUGCGGAUAUAAAACUUCCAAUAAGGACUAUUGCGAAUCAUGAACUCGAACAUUUGAACUUUAUCAACCAGAGACUAGGCGAAUAUAACGACAUGUUUAUGGGGCCACAACACUGGGAUUAUUUGGUUCAUCUUGAUACAGACGAUCUAAGAAACGUCUAUGCUUGGCGGUUAGAACAAGAAGCUUGGCUGUGGAAACUUAAGGGCACGGGGAUGUCAGAUGAAGCGGUGAUAGAAUUCAUUAAAGGAUACAUGCCCGCCUACGAGUUGUACCUCGGGAAUCUAAGGCAAGGGUUCUUCCAGGCGCUUGGGGAGAGAAAAACGAAUUGUCAGUUGAGUAUGAAGCUAGAUUCUGCGCGGAGGAUAGUAGAGAUACGGGAAUUUUAA